Messenger RNA from Gordionus sp. m RMFG-2023, 1162 nucleotides. Its product is annotated as small ribosomal subunit protein mS22-like. Bases 141 to 1112 code for a protein of 323 amino acids. Gene Ontology annotation, molecular function: structural constituent of ribosome. NCBI's taxonomy places the organism in Eukaryota, Metazoa, Nematomorpha, Gordioida, Chordodea, Parachordodidae. Gene Ontology annotation, cellular component: mitochondrial small ribosomal subunit. The transcript has 4 exons. The record is from RefSeq and is a predicted model, not a curated record.
UUGAAAAUAUUGAUAUUGGGGAAAUAUUUUUAUCAUCGAAUGUUCAAAACAUCAUACUAAAUAUUAACAAAGAAAUUCUAGAUGUAAGCAAAGUCUUUCAACCUAUAAAACAGAAGGUUGAAUUAUCAACAAUUAAACUAAUGACAAAUGAAGAAUUAGCGCCAUUAAUUGAUGAUGCUAAAGUUAGAGCCCUACAUAAAUUACAAUCACCACCAAUAUUAGCCCCACGAAAACCCAUAAAAGGGAUUUUAGAAGAAAAUAUUCAAAUUAAAGAUUUUGACACUGCAAAUUAUGUUUUUACAGAUAUUACCUUUGGAAUUAAUGAUAGAGAAAGAUUUAUUGUGGUUAGAGAACCUAAUGGUAUCCUGAGAAAAGCAACAUGGGAAGAAAGAGAUCACAUGAAUCAAAUUUAUUUUCCAAAAGAAAAAAGAGAAUUGAGAGUACCCAAAAUGUUUGAUGAAGAAUAUUUUCAAGACGCCCUGGAAAAGGGUAGACAUAUAUUCGUACUAAACAGAAUCAUAGUCCAAUUCGAACCUGACCAUCCGGACUACCUUAAACACAUGUUCAGAGUCUUCGAUCACCUAAUCCUCCACUCCAAAUUGGAAACCAUAAGAUCCACCCGUUAUUUUGGCACCUGUGUUUUAUAUUGCGCGCUCAGGGGCAACGUGGACGACAUAUUGUUGUAUAUCUUGAAAGAUAUGGGUAAAACGCCAACAAGCUAUGAUAAUCUGGACACAAAACUUGAGAGUAUUUCACUAAAACCAUCUAACGCUGCUAUAAAGGCGUCUUACCUUACUGUCCAGCUAUAUGAUAUCGCCCAAGAACAAUUAUAUUCUACAUUUAAUAAAACCAAAAGUGAUAAUAAUAUUUCGACAAUUAAUAGUUGUCCCAUAGAAAAUGACCAAGAUUUAACUCUAAAUACUCGAUUACUAGAGAAUGAUGAUACAGAACCUCUUUUAUUUCAAAUUUUAAAUUACGUGAAAAAACGCAGGGACAAUAAAUCGCUCCACAAGGUAAUCGGGAAAGAUGAUAUCAAAUUGAGAGAACUGACUGACAUAAUAAAAGUUUUAUUAAACACCGAAGAUGAUCUUGAGAAUCAAAGGCAAUUAUAACUUUUGGUUCUACUUAUAGUUUAUAUUUUUUUUAAAAAUAUGAAUUUUGU